GCAUUAGUACAAACACUCGUUAGAACACAGCAUUAGAAAUGAGAGGUUGGACAUGCGUUUUCUCUUACAUUAUAAUUACACUCUAUACACAAUCCAGAGCAGAAUCCAGAAUUUUGCGGGGUUUUCAAGAUGCCAACAUGAAGAAUAGAGUAUUUACUCCCAAAUCUAUCAGAGAGUCAGUGCAGCGAAGCAAAAUACAGUGUGUUGACUCAUGUUCAACGGUGGACUCCUGCAUAUCUUUACUGUAUAAUAGUGUUGUAAAGAUUUGUCGACUCUAUGACCAAGAUUUCACUCACGAAGACUCCUUCUCUUACGAAGAAAACUGGGAUUAUUUCUACAUUAUUAGAGUUCCAGAUUGGUCAAUUACUAAAGCAGAAUGCAACAAACAGGACCACUUUCUGUAUGUAUAUUCGCUGGACUUUUGCUUUAAAGUUUUUCUCAAAGAAAAAACAUAUGACGAAGCUUUAAAUGAGUGCAGAACAUUCAGUGGCGGCAAUCUUGUGAAAAUCGAUAGAAAAUUAAAGCAAACAGAAGUGGAAAAAUACCUCGAUACGAUGUCCCUCUACUUCGAUUCUAGUGACCAAAUUCGCAUCGCUGGAUACCACUCACAUGGCAAUGAGUGGGUGUAUGAUGACAACCAAGUACUAACCUACUUUAACUGGAAUACUGCUCAGGACCAACCGGAAGGACAGACGGGUAUCGCCAUAAGCUUGGGGAUGACCUCUGGGUACAGAUGGCACGAUGUGUCGGACAACAGAGACCUUAAGUUUAUUUGUGAAAUUAGGGCACAGUAGAAUAGAAAUUCAACUGUAUGGACUUGAGUUUUAAAUAAAUCAAUUUUAUUGAAACAGUGUGUGUAAUGAGAUUGAAAAAAAAUCUCUGAACUAUACUAUUACAAUUAGUUCUGUAGAAUCGACGAAUAUGUGUAUAACUAAAUUUGAUAUUCUGUGUAUUAUUUUUCUCAUAAACUGAAAAAAUCUGAUAAACAUAUUUCCUGAUACUCUGGUGGUAAAUGAUUAUGAAAACUCGUAAAUGUUAAUGCAUUUUAUUCGCGGUUUUCUAAACCAAUACAUUUGAAAACCUCUUCUCGUCUCUAACAAUCAUAUAGGAUACAAUUGCUUUACGGAGGUACUCUACAUCGUCAUAAUGACAGCUGGCUUCCUUUUAAACCAUGAAUACAAAUAUGAAUGUAACUAAUAUUUGCCUAUUCAUUUCAAACAUCCUUAAAGCUUGUCAAGUUGAAUAGCUCAAUAGGUUAGCACGUCGACAACUGAACUGUAGAUCUCGGGUUCGAGUCUAGCAGGUUUUUUGUUUGUUUGUUUUGGGGGGUUUUUUUUUGGGGGGGGGAGGGUUAUAUUUCAGAUUGCUUUGUACUAAAACUGCAUGUUUCGACGAAAGAAAUUUGAAAAAUUUCAAUUUCAAAAUAUUGCUGUACUCUUUUCUUCCAUAUCAAAUUUCUCUGGUGUAGCAUUCAUCCUUAAUAUACUCUGCAUUUCUUAAUACUAGAACUGUGCCUGUUCUACGUAAUGAAUUAUGCAUACGUUUACUCCCCCUCGGAUCCUCAGAUCUUUGAUUUACGAGAAUAAAAAUACCAAAACAAAAUGCACAGUCACUUUUUAUUUGGAUUCUCAGAGUAUUUUGAUUUGGGUGGGAUUUUUUUAUAUUGCUUUCAUUAAUUUCUUUCAGGAAUCACAAUAUAAUCGAUAUCCUGCAGGAAUAUUUUCAUCCAAUUCUUGUUCGUUAUGUUUAAAUAAAAUUAACAUAUCAUCAAAUUAGCUCUAGUGCAAUUAUCAGAUGCUGUCCUUUGGGUCAAAUGAAUGCAAAUAAAUAUUGACACAUUUUU
Molecule: messenger RNA, 1843 nt
Organism: Ostrea edulis (European flat oyster)
Lineage: Eukaryota; Metazoa; Mollusca; Bivalvia; Ostreida; Ostreidae
Product: C-type lectin BfL-2-like
Exons: 3
Coding region: 39-794 (251 amino acids)
Source: RefSeq, a predicted model, not a curated record